Messenger RNA from Hemibagrus wyckioides, 5497 nucleotides. RefSeq names its product lipin 1b (gene lpin1b). Bases 963 to 3593 code for a protein of 876 amino acids. Lineage: Eukaryota; Metazoa; Chordata; Actinopteri; Siluriformes; Bagridae. The record is from RefSeq and is a predicted model, not a curated record. The transcript has 21 exons. Gene Ontology annotation, cellular component: mitochondrial outer membrane; nucleus. Gene Ontology annotation, molecular function: transcription coactivator activity; phosphatidate phosphatase activity. Gene Ontology annotation, biological process: positive regulation of transcription by RNA polymerase II; triglyceride biosynthetic process; fatty acid catabolic process.
GAAUUUGCACAACUAGCAUGCAAACUUAAGGUGCACAAUUUUAUACAGGUUAUAGCUGCUCACUAGCAAGCUAGCAGUGUUCAGUGUUCAUUUGCUGGAAAUAGAGGGGGCAAACAAACCGAAACACGGAUUUCGAAGAAGGCUCUGUUGUGAGACUACAUAUUUAUAACUACCACAGGAUGUAUAUAUAUAUCUACUUUUGACAUUUUCACCUCUUUCUCAACCACAACCUCUAGUCUGUUUUCAUUUGCCCUACCAAGUGUGUGACUAGUUUUAUACUGCGGGGUAUCGCGCGUGAGGGAAUGCCGCGCUGCCAUUGGUCAGCUGGAUCACCUCAUCACACUGCAGGGCGGGAAUCUCCGUGGCUUUUUAAACCUCGCGCAUGCACGAGCGCGUGUUGUAAUUUGCAUCUGGGGGGGCUGAUAUGACAGCUCUGUCGUUUAAAAAAGUUUCACUUAUCGACUGUUUUAAACACUAGGGUUAGGGUCGAAGAGUUUGUGGUUAAAAUAAAUAAAUAAUAAUAAAUAAAUAAUCAUGUCUGGCGAGUGGAAUUGAAGAGGUGGGAGUUACGCGCGGAGGAAUUUGCAUGCUGGAAUCUGAUUGGCUGGCGUCGCUGGCUCAUUUGCAUUAGACGUCAGGGCUCUGGGAGCUGCUGGACACUGUGUUGAGUGGAAAUACCCAUAACUCCAUUCACAACACACCGGAGCUCUGAAUCACACCAAAACAAACAGGAUUUAUUUUAUUAAAGCUCAAGGUUUUAUUAUUAUUUUAUUUCUUACAAGUAGCCUCACUAUGUGUCCGGUGUGGACGAAGCGAGUGAAGGAUAACUGAUUCUGCUGUGCUGUCAGGACGCUUUAGACGUUUAAAGAGAUAGAAACAGUCCAGUAUUACGGAGUCUCUUUUACUCAAGCAGGACAUUUUGGACGUAGAAGAGGUCAGACGUCUGGACAGCUAGUCAGACCAUGAACUACGUGGGGCAGUUGGCAGGGCAGGUGUUCGUGCAGGUGAAGGAGCUGUACCGCGGCCUGAACCCGGCGACGCUCUCCGGCUGCAUCGAUGUCAUCGUGGUGCGUCGUCCCGACGGCUCGCUGCACUGCUCGCCCUUCCACGUCCGCUUCGGCAAGAUGGGAGUGCUGCGCUCACGCGAGAAAGUGGUGGACAUCGAGGUGAACGGAGAACCUGUGAGUCUUCAAAUGAAGCUGGGAGACAACGGAGAGGCUUUCUUCGUCACGGAAGCCGAGAACGAUCGGGAAGUGGUGCCCUCGUACCUGGCCACGUCCCCCAUCCCGUCCUCGUCCCCCGUUCAGACCCUGGGUGCAGAGUGCGGAGCGACGAAGCGCAGGAGGAAGAGGAGGAGGAAGUCCAAAGUGGACAGCUUGAAGAGAGAGACGAGCGGGGAGUACUCGGAGGGCGAGACCGUCUUCGCCAUCGACCUGAGCUCGCACGAGGGAGAUGAUGAGCACAACAGGAUUUCUUCACAGGAACCAGUAAAUUGUUACACACCAAACGCUGUGUAUCCCCGCUCUGAUGGUGACUGGUCACCUAUACAGAGCCCCAAUGUCUCUCGCCCCUGCUCACCGAAGAGCGACUCUGAGCUCGUUACUAAAGCUGGUGAGGAGAAGCAGCAAGACCUGGCCAUGCUCUGGGCCUGGGGAAAGUUACCUCAGCCAUCCUUCCUGUCCUCUAAAUCCGAGCCUCCCACUACAUAUCCUGUCUCCAUUCCUGUUUCGGACAACACACACUUCAGAGUCAUCUCCGACGCGCCGGCUGCUGAUGACCUUUGCCAUGGCGAUGGUGAUACACCCCUACCCCAGUUCCUUCACACAGCCAAGGACCGCAGGACAGAGAGGACAGAGACGGGCGACGCAGGAGCGCUGAGUGGCAGCAUCGCGGCAGGAGACGAGCCAAUGACAACGCUGAACAGCCUUAAAGAAGGAGAUCCAGAGACGACGAGACCGGAAGCAGAGACAGUGGCCAUGUUUGCAGCGUGUCAGGUGUCAGAUGUCGAGGAAAGCGGCGUGGCCAGCUUAGGACCCCGCCUACAGGGCAAAACUGAUUCACCUUCCAAGAGAAAAGAUAAGAGAAGCCGCCAUCUUGGCUCUGACGGUGUGUAUCUUGAUGACAUCACAGAGCUGGGGCCGGAAGUGGCGGCACUUUACUUUCCGAAAAGUGAGAACAGCGGCGCUGGACACAUGUGUUGUGAGGGCAUGUUACGCAGCAUGAGCACGUCUCCUCCGUCCAUAGGAAGCUCAGGAGCGGACAGCGGAGUGGACAGUUACUCAGAUCAGCCCACUGACUUCCCCUCUAUCGCCCUGUCCCUGUGCGGUGGACUGACCGACAGCCGAGAGAUCAGUAAAGAGCACUUUCAGGAGAAGGCCCUUUCCUACCAGCAGUUUGCGGAGAACCCCACCCUCAUAGACGACCCCAACCUGGUGGUCAAAAUCGGCUCCAAAUAUUACAAUUGGAGCACCGCUGCACCGAUCCUGCUGGCUAUGCAAGUCUUUCAGAAACCACUGCCUAAGGCCACUGUGGAGAGGAUCGUGAAGGAGAAGAUGCCGAAGAAGGGAGGACGGUGGUGGUUCUCGUGGCGUGGGAGAGGCAGCAGCUCUAAAACGGAUUCUACAACCGUAAUCGGACCCACAGGAGGAGCAGAGCAUGCUGGGAAAAUGGCUUCCAUUAACAGGAGGAACGAUGAAUCCUCCUCCAGCGACGAAGAGCACCAAUCACCCAUACAGACAGCCAGCUCCAGCCAAUCGGACACCUCACUCAGCCAAGGGGGCGUGUCUUACAGGAAGACGCUCCGCCUCACAUCCGAACAGCUGGCUAGCCUACAAUUAAAAGAUGGCCCCAAUGACGUGGUCUUCAGCGUCACCACUCAGUACCAGGGCACGUGCCGCUGCGAGGGAACCAUCUACCUGUGGAACUGGGACGACAAGAUCAUCAUCUCCGACAUCGAUGGCACCAUCACCAGAUCGGACACUCUUGGACACAUCCUGCCCACUCUGGGGAAAGACUGGACACACCAAGGCAUCGCCCGCCUCUUCCACAAAGUCAGCCAGAACGGCUAUAAGUUCAUGUACUGCUCGGCGAGGGCGAUCGGGAUGGCGAACAUGACCAGAGGAUACUUACACUGGGUGAACGAGAGCGGCACCAUGCUGCCUCAGGGCCCCGUACUGCUCAGUCCCAGCAGCCUGUUCUCAGCACUGCACCGGGAGGUGAUUGAGAAGAAGCCGGAGAAGUUUAAGGUGGAAUGUCUGAUUGACAUUAAGAACCUGUUCCAUCCAAACACACAACCUUUCUAUGCUGCCUUCGGAAACAGAGCCACGGACGUAUAUUCGUAUAAGGAAGUGGGAGUUCCCUUAAACAGGAUCUUUACCGUCAAUCCGAAAGGAGAACUGGUGCAGGAGCACGCCAAGACCAACGUGUCCUCGUACGUGCGUCUGGGCGAGGUGGUGGAUCACGUCUUCCCCUUACUGAAGAGAACGAGCUCGUCGGAUUUCCCCUGCAGCGACACCUUCAGCCACUUCACCUACUGGAGAGAGCCGCUCCCCCUGGUGGAUGGACAGGAGUAUGCAAGCACAGCCGAGAGCUGAAACACACACACACACACACAGAGUGCUGCAUAUCAUCACACAAUUAAUAAAAAACAACAUUUGCACAUUUUUAUAACGCGCUAGAUAUCGAACAUUUGUGUGUGUGUGGGGGGGGGCAAUUCUGGACUCGGAUUGGCCAGAAUGAAAGGUUGUUGAUUACUUUUCUGUAACCGCAGCUCAGACAGCGGCGCAGUCGCAGUUCACGGGUUUAUACUGACGCACUUUUUCUGACGUGAUAAAGGUGUUCUCUAAAGGACACGUCGCGUAACAUUUACGUAUUGGAAGGAGUCUCCAGUGUCAGCGCAACAAGCUUUCACAUUCCGCUAUACCGAGUCUCAGUCACAUGACAAGCUACUUCUGUUCUGUGUGUUUAUGCUUUUUUUACGUCUUAACUUCAUUAGAAAGGAAAAAGACGAGGGAAAGAAGCAGCUAGAAUGUAACUAAGAGCUUAAACGUGAUUAUAAAUGAAGAAAUGAUCAGUUCGCUGUGGUUAGAAGAGGAAAUAAAAACACUGCGCGGUUACAGGAAAAUUCCUUACUGGGAAUUCUGGUCAACAGGAUUAUGGGAUAGCAUUUUUUUUUCCCGUGAGAUCCUGCUGUAAAAUCUGUCCAUCACACGCUUUUAGAGCUAAACACAAACAUCUGUCCUGAUGUGUAACAUUAUUAUUAUUUUUUAUAUUUAUUUAUUCAUAACUCGCUGCUUGAGAGAGCUUUUUCUUCCCGAAGGUGACAAUUCCAAACGAAAAGCUCAGAGAUUGCGCCCGAGUAUUUCUUACUGAAAUGGGGGGGCUCUGGUGGCUCAGUGGUUUCCGGGAAGGCCAGGGUUCGAAUCCCAGCCAGCGCCCAAACCCCAGUCACUGGAUGCAGUGCCGGUCCCAAGCCCGGAUAAAAUGGGAGGGUUGUGUCAGGAAGGGCAAACCCGAAAGGUCAACAACAUUUCUUACUGAAAUGGCAAUCAUAUGUACGGUAGCAGAUACACAAACUGGCACUUUAGAAAUCUGCAAAAAAAGCAAAUCACACACACACACACUGCACUUGGUUCAGUAAGCUGCUGUAGAAAUGAUGCGCAGCUUCACAUUAAGCUCCGAAUAGAAUCUAUUUUAGAAUUGUUUCUCUGUUCUACGAUGAUGAAGCGACGUCCCGGACAUGUAGCCUUCGAACAAAACAAGUGUCGUUUUCCAUUUCCGUUCAUUUAUUCGUCUUCAGAAAGAGAGAGAGAGAGUCGACCUGCUGAGGGUCUACUCCAGGGUUCCUCAAAUCUUUCCCUGGAUCCACUGCAGAUUUUAGCUCCAACCCUGAUCAAACUCCUCCACCUGAUUAGACAUUGAUUAGCAUGCUCAAGUGUGUUUAUUAAGGUUGGAGUUAAACUCUGCAGGAAAGUGGGCCAGAUUUGAGGAUCUAGUCGGAGGUGAGAAGACACUCUGGAUGUCCACACACACACACUUUCAUGUCCAAGCUGCUGCCCUGUUGUUUGGAGGUGGGGAGAAACCGGAGAACAAGAGAAGACAGUAACCCGAGCUGAGGGUGGAACUCUGGGACUCUCUGGAAUAAAGCUGUUACAUAAGAAAUCCUUCAACUGUUUAAUGUUUAAUGAUAUAAAAACAUCUGCUGUUGACAUUUCAGUCUGUACGUGACGACGAUUGUAUUAUUUAAUCGUGUUUAUCGACUCCGCCUCACGGUGCUCUGUGAAGCAUCGCUUUAUUUUUCCUCAUCGUAUAUUUUUAUUUUUCACAAUCAAUCUUUAAAGACAGAGUGGAGGAUCCGUAUGAUGUCUGUUACAGUUAUUCUUUCUGUGAAAGAUCAGGCUUUCAGUGGCUUGUUGUCUUCUUCGGUCCAGCCUCUGAUCAACUCGACUUACUGUUUCUGACUUCUCUCAGUACAAUAAACUGAUUUGAAUCUGAAUUA